Messenger RNA from Oreochromis niloticus (Nile tilapia), 2746 nucleotides. RefSeq names its product dysbindin-A. The coding region runs from base 302 to 1051 and encodes 249 amino acids. Lineage: Eukaryota; Metazoa; Chordata; Actinopteri; Cichliformes; Cichlidae. Gene Ontology annotation, cellular component: cytoplasm. The transcript is spliced from 4 exons. Gene Ontology annotation, biological process: negative regulation of protein kinase activity. The record is from RefSeq and is a predicted model, not a curated record.
GCCACACACACACACACACGCGCCACCCUACAACACAACUGAGCUUGUCUGACAGAAUGAGCAAGACUGUGUGUGUGCGUGUGAGACACCGAGAGGCAGCCAAGAUGAAAGUGUGAAGCAGUGAGAGGGAAAACCUAGAAAAAACAGCAAAGGCGAUCAGAAAGGGAGGGGAGAGGAAGAGUCAGCGAGCACAGCAGGAAAGGCAGAGCAGAAGAAAAGACAGAAAAGAGCAAAGGGAGAUAAUGUGAAUGUUACAUCUUUAAUAACCAAAUGUACCAAAGCCAGGAGAUGUAAUGGCUAGAUGACCACCCUCUACAAACACACCAGCAUCCUGUCCUGGAGCCUUGACAGGAGGGGACAAGACAAAUUCCACACCUUCAAAGCUCUUCAACCAGUCCCACACCACCGAACCAUGUCGUCUGCUGGGUCAACUAACCUCAACAAACGCCAGGCAUCUGAGACAGACAAGACUCAGAGGCUGUUAAACAAUGACUCUGCUCAACACCUAAAACUAAGAGAGAGACAGCGCUUUUUUGAAGAGGUCUACCAGCAUGACAUGGACAAUUACUUACCUACUGCCCAGCUGCAGAUUGACCACAGGAAACCCCCCAUGGGUAGUAUCUCUUCGAUGGAGGUGAAUGUGGACACUCUUGAGCAGAUGGACCUGAUGGAUGUAUCGGAUCAUGAAGCCCUUGAUGUGUUCCUGAACUCAGGCUCAGAAGCAGAUGAGGGAGCUCCGGCGUCUCCACUACCAGAGGGUGAGGAAGACGAUGAAGACGAUGAAGAUGCCGAGGUUGUCUACAGGGAGCGUGCAUCUCUGAAACGACAAAAUGAGCCGUUCCGUAGCUCGCAGUCUCGCAUUUCGUCUACAUCGUCCGCUUCCAGUGAUAGCAGCGCGAGUGGCGUGGACACACCUGUGAUCCAGUCGGAUGAUGAAGAAGUCCAUGCGGACACUCUGCUGCUGACCUCUGUGCCCCAAACUAGGGAUGAAGAAUCAGACGAUGAAGAAGCUGAGGAAAGAUACCAUCCGACUAAUCAUGAUAACGCCUAAAUUUGAAUCACUUAGGAGCAAAAAUCUCUCUCUGUGUGUGUGUCUCUCUCUUUCUGUAAUUGAAUUUCCUCCACAUGGAUGCAAACCCCAGCAUGGCUGGCCCAGCGGAAAAGUUCUGUUUUUUGAAAGUGUACUUGUCCAGAAUUUUCCUUUGCAAUUUAGUGUACACCCUUUUUAAUUUUCCAAAUAACUGUGGGAUACUUAAUGAAUUAAUUACUAACUGAAAUUCCUAGAGGCUGUGUCACUAAUGCGCUUCUAUGCAAAUUUCAAUAUGGGGCAUUCCAUGCUCAUGCAGUAACUUGUUUUGGUUAAGAGGAAAUGGCUCAAAGGUGAAGCUACACAAAUCUUACUGCCGGAGGGAACUUUCCCUCCUCCCCAUUUUUGAAGCUACAGGUUCCAGGCAGCCGUGUGAGGAACAAAACUGAAUUGAAAUUGUAUUUGCUGAGUAAACCAAUCUUUAUAAAUGGCUUGCAUACAUGAAAAGGGAAAUUCAAGAGAACUGUAGUAACAAUAUAAAGCCUUCUUAUGUUUCACACUGAAACGUAAAAAUUCUGGGCACCUUGGAUCAUCUUUUUCUUCUUUAUUGGCAAUUAUAGUGCAACAGAUACUAUUCCCACCAUGCAAGUUAUCAGACUUCUCUAUGAACACCUUCCUUAAGGUGUGGGUCAUUUCAAAGGGGUGUGACUAUGAAACCUAAAUAACCUGUGCUGGAAAGACUUUUAUGAAAAUCAAAAGCUGCAUAAUACAGCUCAAUUCUUAACUUUACACUUCCAGAAGGGUGCAUUUAUACUUAACUUUAUGUCUGCUAUGUAUAUGUGUACACAUUUAAGCAAGGUUAAAACAACACGUCGCUCUCUUCAGUUCUUCCUCUCGAGAAAGAGAAAGUAAUUCUGAGUGUGAGAGAGUCUAGAAAGGAGAAAGUCUUUAUCAGCACAGAAAGAUAAAAGUUAAAGUUAAAACAAGUAAGUAAAAACAUUUUUAUAAGUGAAGCUCCACUUUUAACCUUGAGACCUCAGUGAUCGAAGUAAAAGAAGAAAAGUUAGAGUGAGCUGUUUAGCCCAUUAUCUGUGACUUCUUUGUCCUAAGUGUGAGAAUGCCUUUGUGCAAGUGUUCAAUCUGCCAGCAUCUGGCUUGAAGGGUAAUGUGCCUAUACAGAGUUCAAAGUGGAAAAUAUACAAUAAAAGCCAGGGCACGCUCCUCGUUGUGAUGAAAAGAUCAAAAGAAGAUAUUAGAAAUGAGUCACCAAAGCGAGUCCCAGUGAAUACCCUCCUCCUUCUGCCAAAAUUUAUAUUUCUUUAAGAGUUUUUAAAUUAUUGCUUUAUGCAUGUGGGAACUACAGAAUCAUGAAUGGAAAUAUUAUAUUUACAAAUGCAUGGUUAUUUGUUCUUGUGGCAACUUCAUAUGUUUUCAGUACUACUAGUGUUGCAUUAUUGAACUAUGCAGGUGGCACCUGUCCUCAAUUUGACAUGUUUUUUGGACGUUGCAUAUUUAUAGCUAGAAGGAGAGGCAGUGACUCAGGUGAAAGCGGUUUGUGUGUGAAUGCUCAGUGCUUAAUGUGCGUCUACGCAGAUGCCAAACGUUUCGUGCAUUCCCCAGCCCGGCCCUAUGACUACUUUCAAAACAACCUUUACAUAGUGUUGCUAUGAUGUGUGCAUCUUAUUGCAAAAUGAAAAUAAAAAUAAUAAAGAAAGAAAG